Linum trigynum is the source of this 4469-nucleotide messenger RNA. Lineage: Eukaryota; Viridiplantae; Streptophyta; Magnoliopsida; Malpighiales; Linaceae. The record is from the annotation of a GenBank genome assembly.
ACUCUACACAAAAACACAAUAUUUGUGUCAAUACUUUUUAAUCCACCAUAUUGGUGGUAAAUUUAAAAAAAAAACAAUAUUUGUGUCAUUUAUCCCUACAUCCACGAAAAGAGUUAUAGACAUUGGACAACAAUAGAUAUUAGAUAAUUGGGUUAAUACCCUAGUUUGGCCCGAAGUUUAGCGUAAAUGGCAGUUCUGGUCCCAUUUUUCAAAUAAGACAUUUAUGGCCUACUUUUGAAACUAUUGGACAGAUUUGGCCCGAAACUUAUGUUGACUGUUAGUUUUAACUGUCAAACAUUUAACCCUUCAUUGACUCCGCAUUCAGUGUUGAGGUGACAGUGACAUGGCUUCCACAUCAUUUAUUUAUGUUUAACAUUCUAGAAAAUGAAAAUAAAAUAAAAAAUAAAACCUAAUCCCUAUCGAUUUGGCUCUGUAACCUAGCCACCUCUUCUUCAUCCCUCUCCUCUGUGACUCUUUCCUUUCCAGUGGGUACAAGAAGGAGCGGCGAGCACGCCGCCGGCGCCCGACGAUAAUGUUGGACAAGAAGUUCAUAAGCGAAGGGCUGACCUCGGCGACCUCCACACGUCGGGGAUGAUCUUGGAAGCCGUAAGGGUGAAGGCCAUCAAUCCAGUGGCGGCCAUUUCAGAAACCUUCAAUCCGUCGAUUCGAACCCUUUCAGAAACCUAGAAACCCCAAAAUCUUAUCUCAAACCUUCAAUCCUCCCUUGACCUUCAAUCAGCUAAUUUACCAUUUCACAAACCCAAAAAACCCCAAAAUCGAACCCUUUUAGAAAUCCAGACAACCUCCAAAAUCAUGUCCCCUGUUCACACCUACCAAACUCGCCUCUCGAUCUCAUCUCAAGGAACAAGGAGAGAAAAUCUAUCACCGGUAAAAAAGGUCACUACUGAGAAAAAAAGAUUUGGAGUGAUUAGGCCUCCGCCACCCUUUCUCAUUUGCUUAUUUUUUGCUUCCUCUGCACCAGAUGUCUCUUCGACGAUUGGAUCUCCAGGUCAUGAUGGUUUGGCGGCAAUACAGAAUUUUUUGUGGGCUAGAUUAUCGACUAGAGAGAGGGAGGAGGUGGGUGGCGCCGGCGAUUGUUGGGGAGAGUUUGAGUAGGCAGGAUAGGCCCUUCGAGGGAUGAGCAGAAGUACGAGGCGGUGUUAACAGAGGAGCUAAUUCGCCGGAGUUGCGGCAGAAUAGGUGAAUUAGGAGUCGAAGAGGGGGAACGGAUAGAAUAACAACAACCCUUUUGUUGUUACGGUAACAACAAGGGUAUAAGAGUAAACUUACAAGUAAAUUCCAGAUCUCAGUCUGUCUUCUUCCUUUCAUCCAUCGACGAUACGACAACUGGGCAUCGGAAGAGCAUCUCCGACGACCUGCCUUCCGACCACCCCGCAGCGGCGACGUUUCUACUCCGCCACGCUUCAUCCUUCGCCGCCCCUGUUUCUUUUCCGCCGCCUCUGCUUCUUCUGUCACCAGCCGUUUGAGGUCGUGAAGGCGAGGAAGAACGUCGUUGUCGGAAAAAUCAGAGAUAACAAGGCGUCGCCGAUUGGAGACUCUGUCGAAGUAAAUUGAGAGCUCCAAGAUGAGACAGGAUUUUGAGAUCAUCUCCGGACGGCUAGCAAUUGAGUUUGUGAUUCCAAUUUCUAUAUUCCUCCCUUUUCCUCCGAUUCAAUUGAGUCAUGCGUGUUGCCUUCGCGACGACGGUGGCGGAUUGUGUUCGCGGUGAUGGUGGCGGCAGAAGUGGUGAUGGGAACUCGUUGUUGGGGAAAGUUGGAUCUGGGUGGGGAACCCUGUUCGCUCUCGCCGUUACCUCCUUUGCUUUCGCACUUCACCGCAACGAGAUCUUCUCUGUUCUCCUGAUCUCGUGCGCAUGGUGGAGGCCUUGUGCACAUGGUGGAGAUGAAGCAUGUUAUUCAGCUAGGGACUUCAUGGGUUUAGAGUGUUAAUUAUUUGACACAGGGAUCUACUGCAGCUCUAAAACAUGUCUCUUUGUUCUCUUCUAGCUCUAUUCCAGCUCAAUUAUAUGUCUUGAUUUGCCCAGCUCUUUUCUCAUUCGUUCUCUUCUAGCUCUAUUCCAUCUCAAUUAUAUGUCUUGAUUUGCCAUUUAUUUUGAUUGAUUCUUGCCAUUGAUUCCAGUGAAAUGAGAUUUAUGUUGAAUGUUUGAUUGCUGUCACUGAGAUUUUUGAAUGUCGACAUUGAAGGAUUUUUGAAUGUCGACAUUGAAAGUGUUGGCAUAUUUUUACAAGUUCGAGUAAUUUCAAGUUCACUUGAAAGCACAUCAAAAGUCUUGGAAUGCACAUCAUAAAUCUUAUAAAACAUACUACAAAUAUCACAAUUAUUUAGAAAGCAUACUAGAAACCUCUCAAUACAGACUAUAAAUUGCCUAAAACAUACUAGAAACACCACAAAGCAAACCACAACUAUUUCUAAAACACAUCAAAAACCUCCUAAUGCAAACCACAAAUGCGAUAAAACAAACCAGAAACUUCUUAAUGCAAACCAGAAACCUCCUAAUGCAUAUCACAAAUCUCCUAAAACAAACCAGAAACCUCGCAAAGCAAACCACAACAUUUGCGAAGCACACAAGAAACCUCCUAAUGCAAACUAGAAACCUCCGAAUGCAUACCACAAAUCUCCUAAAACAAACCACAAACCUCACAAAGAAAACUACAACAUUUGCGAAGCACACAAGAAACCUCAUAAUGCAAACCACAAACACAGUAUAUCAAACCACAAAAACCAAACCAUAAACGUCCUAAUGUAGACCACAAGUAUAUUAAAACAAACCAGAAAUCCCUCAAUGCAAACCACAAAUUUUUUGAAAGCAAACCAGAAACUUCUCAAUACAAACCACAAACACGAUAAAGCAAACCAGAAACUUCUUAAUGCAAACCACAAACACGAUAAAGCAAACCACAAAAGGCAUACAAAAAUAUGAUAAACCAAACCAUAAAUCUCACAAUGCAGACCAUAACAUCCGGUGGUCGUUGGCCGUUGACCGGUAAAUGAAGACCGUUGACCGGUCAACGAACGAAUUUCGUUGACCAAACUCCGAUGACCGUCAGUGAGUAGAUUCCGGCGCCGAUAGGCAUAUUCCGGCCCCGAUGACUAGAUUCCGACGCCGGUAAGCAUAUUCCGACCACGGUGAGCAUAUUCCGAUGCCAAAAUAGCAUAUUCCGGUGACAAAAAAGCAUAUUCCGGCGACCAAGAUUUUGGGCCGAAAAUAAAAAAAUUUAUUUAUUUUAUUGUUUAUGAUUAUUUAAACAUAUUUUUCAUAAUGACAAUUAUACCCCUGCUUUGAUUUUACACUAGGUCAACUCAUCUAAUAAAAGUCAUCACAACCCUAGCUUCCUAUUGGUUGGAGACUAGUGUUGUUACAAUAACAACACAAGGGGUGUUGUCAUAGUAACCGGUCCCCCGAAGAGGAGAGUGAAAAAAGUCUAUGGAAAAAAAAAAUCAUAUAUUUAAUUAGUUUUAAUUUUUAAUUUAAUAAAUGAUGACAUGUAUGAUCCUAGUCAGCACUAGAUGUUGAGUUAUUAACGGAUUAUAUGUUUGACCGUUAAAACUAAUAGUCAAUACAAGUUUCGGGUCAAAUCUGUCCAAUAGUUUCAAAAGUAGGCCGUAAAUGUCUUAUUUAAAAAAUGGGGUCAGAACUGUCACUUACGCUAAACUUCGGUCCAAACUAGGGUAUUAACCAUAGAUAAUUUGAUUCAUAUAUCAGAAGUAUUCUGAAACGACUGUCAAGGAAAAUUGAAUAGCUAGGAACGAGACUGAACAUUUGUCUUGCUGAGUGAAAGCUGAAAAUUGUUCAUAUUAUAAUCAUCAUCUGGGGGGCAUAUUGUACAAAGAGAUCUCUAUGAAUGAGAUGACAUCUUACAUUUACCGUGGCAGCAGCCAUCCUUCACCUGGGAAAGAGAAGUCCCAAAAAGGAAAAAAAAAAGGGGGGGGAAAUAAUGCCAAGAGCCUACACCUUUUAGUUCUCUGCAAUCAUGGCAGAGUUUACAAAAUGUAGGGGGUUCUUGAGAUGGUUUCAAUACUGCUCGAAAAAUUUCCAUAUACACAUCUUGGUUCUUCUUUCUUUCUAUGGACUGAAGUCACAACAACAAUUUGAGUAGUUGAACUUGUAUGUGUACCAGAAGGCGGCAAAGCUUAGAACUUUGGAGCUACCCUUUUCAUUCCAGGACUUCGGAAGGCCAAAGCCGUUUCCACCUUGAGAUUUCGUCAUCUUUGCUAAGCUUUCUGACACCGCCGUAGAACCCAUCCGCCUCAUUCCCUUCCUCUCGAUGGUCCUUUCUGUUCACCGUUGUUCGCCUCCACCGUGAUCCUGGAGCAUACUGAUGGAACUCCAACACUACGGUCUCUGUUUGCAACAUACAAAAAAAAAAAAAAAAAGUCAAAACGAUAGCAGUAAAGAUGAUUGAGAAAUCAAUGUCUUCUGUGGCACAUUCGGCUAUUGAUGUACACAA